This is a messenger RNA of Blepharisma stoltei, 204 nucleotides long. NCBI's taxonomy places the organism in Eukaryota, Ciliophora, Heterotrichea, Heterotrichida, Blepharismidae. The record is from the annotation of a GenBank genome assembly.
AUGAUUGUACAGAGGAGAGGUCAUUUAACAAUAUACGUAACUGGAUGAAACAAAUCAAAAUGCACGCCAAUUAAAACGUGGCCAAGGUACUGGUGGGGAACAAGUGUGAUAGACCUGAUAAGAAAAUCAGCACAGAACAAGGAGAAGCAUUGGCAAGGGAGCUGGGGAUCAAAUUUUUUGAAACCAGUGCCAAAACAAAUAUAA